UGUCAGACAUAGUUAGUGAGCUGUCCCAAAGUGAGACCACGUAUAACUCACCUCAACAAGAUAGGUGAGAGCGCAAAGUGUGUCGAACACAAUCACUCACACAAAAAGGAAACAAAUCACUAUUCUCCAAAUAAAAGACGAUAAUCCAACGAUCCACACGAUAAACGCCACGUGGAAGAUAGAUCCACAGCAAUCCCACCUUUUAAUCUUCUCGCCUCUCCUUCACAGUCUCCACGCCAUUUCCACAAGCCACAACACAAAUCCUCUCAAGCACACAAAAAUGGCCUCAACAGCUCUCUCAAGCGCCAUCGUCGGAACAUCCUUCCUCCGCCGCCAAACAACUCCCAUCAGCCUCCGUUCCCUCCCCUCAGCCAACACUCAAUCCCUCUUCGGUCUCAAAUCAGGCACCGCACGCGGCGGACGCGUCACCGCCAUGGCUACAUACAAGGUCAAGUUCAUCACUCCAGAAGGUGAGCAAGAGGUUGAGUGCGACGACGACGUCUACGUCCUCGACGCUGCGGAGGAAGCCGGGAUCGACUUGCCUUACUCUUGCCGUGCUGGUUCGUGCUCAAGCUGUGCCGGCAAAGUUGUGUCUGGAUUUGUUGACCAGUCUGACCAGAGUUUCCUCGAUGAUGACCAGAUUGCUGCAGGGUUUGUUCUCACUUGCGCGGCUUAUCCUACCUCUGAUGUUACCAUUGAGACCCACAGAGAAGAUGACAUUGUUUAAAACAAAAGCUCGAUAAUAUGCUUUUGAUGGUUUCAUAAUCAUUGUCUUUACAUUUUGGGUUGAGUUUGUUGCUACUUAGUAAAAUCUAUUGUUGUCUGUUGUAAUUUUUCUUGCGUUGGACCACCUUUUGGUAAGAUCAAUGGAUAACAUGUGUAAACUAUGAUCAUGCAAAUUCUGGAAAACUUUUGAUGAGAAUCAAACAUUAUCUUUAAACA
Brassica napus (rape) is the source of this 942-nucleotide messenger RNA. RefSeq names its product ferredoxin, leaf L-A-like. The transcript has a single exon. The record is from RefSeq and is a predicted model, not a curated record. Gene Ontology annotation, cellular component: chloroplast. Bases 281 to 727 code for a protein of 148 amino acids. Lineage: Eukaryota; Viridiplantae; Streptophyta; Magnoliopsida; Brassicales; Brassicaceae. Gene Ontology annotation, molecular function: electron transfer activity; 2 iron, 2 sulfur cluster binding. Gene Ontology annotation, biological process: electron transport chain.